AUGUUAACUCAAGUGCUCGCUUUAAACAUGACUUUCCAUCCCGACACUCUCCCCACUCUCAAGGGCAAAGUAUUCAUAGUCACCAGUGGGAAUUCCGGCAUAGGCUACUAUACCGUAUCCCACCUAGCAGAACACGGCGCCCACGUCUACAUGUGCGCCCGCUCCCCAAAGAAGGGCACAGAAGCCAUCACCAACAUCAAGAAAACGUACCCCUUAGCCAACAUUGACCUCCUGCAAAUAGACCUCACCAGAGUCGUCGCGGCCGCCAAGCACUUCCUCGCCCUCGAAACAUCCCUGCACAGUCUGGUCAACAACGCCGGUAUCAUGGCGACGCCCUUCGAAAUGACCAAGGAUGGCCACAAGGCCAAGUGGCAGACCAUCUACCUCUCGCACUGGGUUUCUACGGAGCACCUGCUUCCUCUAAUGCUGCGGACUUCCAAGACGCUUUCUCCUGGCAGCGUGCGCAUCGUCAACCUCACUUCAUCGGGUCACCUAAUCGCACCCAAGGGCGGCAUCAAUUGGAGGACCUGCCGCUCAAAGAUAGCGGCCCAUGGCCGCGCUACGGACAGAGCAAGCUCGCCAAUAUUCUGCACACCAAGACGCUACAUAAGACGUACGGCCCCGGCUCCCCCAGCGCGCAAGGGAGAGGGUGAAAUCUGGGUUUCGUCCGUGCAUCCAGGCAUGGUUGAGACGAACCUUGCCACGUCGGUGUGGGAGUCCGGGUCGAGCAUUUCGAGUGUUAUCUCCGUCAUGCGCAUGGUUGGAUUGAUAUGGCCUGCGGAUAAGGGGUCGUGGACUAGUUUGUACUGUGCGGCUAGUCGGAAUAUGAAGGCGGAGCAGAGCGGGACGUAUAUGGAAAUUUCCAAACGUUUUGGAGAGCCGAGGUGGCAGAGUGGUGCGUCGAAGGAUGAGUAG
Pseudogymnoascus destructans is the source of this 915-nucleotide messenger RNA. RefSeq lists its product as uncharacterized. The coding region runs from base 1 to 915 and encodes 304 amino acids. NCBI's taxonomy places the organism in Eukaryota, Fungi, Ascomycota, Leotiomycetes, Thelebolales, Thelebolaceae. The transcript is spliced from 2 exons. The record is from RefSeq and is a predicted model, not a curated record.